AAUUGAUUCUGAAAAUUUUUGUAUUAUUUUUCAAUUCAACGGCUGGUUUUGUUACAAAAUGGCAACAGAGUCGAAUUUGCAAUUCUCCGUGAUAUCAGUUUUGGAGGAAGUUCUUCAACAGCAAGGAACUCCAAUAAGCGACAUUAAUUUGGCUUCGAGAAAAAUCGAGGAAUCUUCUUUGAGAAGAUAUGAAGCUGCUGGGUGGCUGAGAAAAAAAGUAGGUGUUGUUGGGGGUAAAGACUUGCCUGCUGAGCCUUCUGAAGAAGAAUUCAGGCUUGGAUUGCGAAGUGGCAUAAUCCUUUGCAAUGUUCUUAACAAGGUCCAGCCUGGAGCAGUGCCAAAGGUAGUAGAAGGAGCUUGUGAUUCUGUCAUUAUUCCAGAUGGGGCUGCUCUAUCAGCAUUCCAAUACUUUGAGAAUGUGAGAAACUUCCUUGUAGCUGUAGAGGAAAUGGGGAUUCCAACAUUUGAAGCCUCUGAUUUGGAACAGGGUGGGAAAUCUUCAAGGAUUGUGAACUGUGUUCUAGCACUGAAGUCUUACAGUGAAUGGAAACAAAGUGGUGGAAUUGGUUCAUGGAAGUAUUCUGCAAAUGCCAAACCCUCAAAUUUUGGGACAGGGAAACCCUUUGUACGAAAAAGCUCUGAACCAUUCACGAAUUCGAUGUCAAGGACCAUGUCCUUGGGUGAGAAGUCUGUAGAAAGCUUGUGCAGUGAUCAGUCAGACCUCAGUGAAGCAGGUUCCGUCCGUUCUUUGCAUAUGCUAGUUCGUGCAGCUCUUUCAGAUAAGAAGCAAGAAGAAAUUCCCACGAUUGUGGAAUCUAUGUUCAAUAAAGUCUUGGAGGAGUUUCAGCGUCGCUUGGCGAGCCAAAAUGAACUGGUGAAAAACUACAACAAAGAUAUGGAAGAAUCUGUCCCUGAUAAUUCACUUUCAAGAACUGCUUCAUGUGAUGACAAGACUAAAACUACAGCAAAAGAUAUGGAAGAAUCUGUUCCUGAUAAUUUGCUUUCACGAACUGCUUCAACUGAUGACAAGGUUGAAGUAGAGGCCCCAGCUGAGGAAAUGAUUGAAGAUGAAUCAUCAGCAGAAUCAGAGAAAAAAGAACUUUACGAUGGGAAGUGCAAUGCUGAUGAGGAAUCAAUAAGACAUCUUCUGAAACAGCAGACAUUAUUUGAACAACAACAAGAAGAUAUCCUGGAACUGAAGCAUAGACUUCAUGCCACAAAAGCCAGCAUGCAGUUUUUGCAAAGGAUGUGCCAAGAAGAGUUUGUCAAUCUAGGUAAACACUUGCAUACUCUAGCUUAUGCUGCUUCAGGAUAUCAGAGAGUUCUUGAAGAAAACCGCAAGUUAUACAAUCAAGUGCAGGACCUGAAAGGGAAUAUAAGAGUAUACUGCCGGGUAAGGCCAUUCUUGAACGGGCAAUCAAACAGUUUGAGUUCUGUAGACAACAUAGAUGACAGUACUAUCGCAAUUAUCACCCCUUCAAAAUAUGGAAAAGAGGGACGGAAAUCAUUCACAUUUAACAAAAUAUUCAGUCCUUCUGUAACCCAAGCGGAGGUUUUCUCUGAUACCCAACCUUUGAUUCGGUCCGUUCUUGAUGGUUAUAAUGUUUGCAUAUUUGCUUACGGCCAAACAGGAUCAGGGAAAACUUAUACCAUGACAGGGCCUAAGGAGCUCACAGAGGAAGAGUUAGGUGUAAACUACAGGGCAUUGAGUGAUCUAUUUCUCCUCUCAAACCAGAGGAAAGAAACCAUUUCCUAUGAUAUUUCUGUGCAAAUGCUUGAAAUUUACAAUGAACAAGUCAGGGAUCUCCUUUCAGCAGACGGUAUAAAUAAGAGAUUAGAAAUUCGUAACAGCUCUCAAAAUGGUAUUAAUGUACCUGAUGCAAGCCUUGUACCUGUAUCAUCAACAUUUGAUGUCAUAAAUUUGAUGAAUCUUGGGCAAAAGAAUCGUGCAGUUAGCGCCACAGCCAUGAAUGACAGAAGUAGUCGAUCUCACAGCUGCUUGACAGUUCAUGUUCAAGGAAAAGACCUCACUUCAGGAAACAUUCUUCGUGGUUCUAUGCACCUGGUUGAUCUGGCAGGAAGUGAAAGGGUAGAUAAAUCUGAGGUGACUGGGGAUAGGUUAAAAGAGGCGCAACAUAUCAACAAAUCUCUAUCUGCUUUAGGAGAUGUGAUAGCUUCUCUUGCUUCAAAAAGCUCACACGUUCCCUAUAGAAACAGUAAACUUACGCAGUUGCUCCAAGAUUCACUUGGAGGACAAGCCAAAACACUCAUGUUCGUUCACAUUGCUCCAGAGUAUGAAGCUCUGGGAGAAACAAUUAGUACACUUAAAUUUGCAGAAAGGGUUGCCACAGUUGAGCUUGGUGCUGCUAAAGUGAACAAAGAUAGUGGAGAAGUGAGAGAGCUUAAAGAACAGAUAGCUAGUCUUAAAGCAGCCUUAGCAAGAAAGGAAGGAAUGCCAGAGUACCUGCAACAUACUCAAUCCAGUAGCCCAGAAAGUAGACCAAAGCUUGAAUCAUCAGCUUCUCUUCCUAAAUUGCAGAGUUUCAGUGAUCUAUCUAACGGCCUUGCGAACACUGAGAAUGACUCUUCAUCCACAUCUAGGAGAGAUAGCUUGGAGAUCCAAGAGAUGCUAGCGAAUCCAUCUCUGUGGCCACCUCUUAGCAGUCCUGCAGUAACUGUAAAGGAUGACGACAGAGAUUCAGUUCCUGGUGACUGGGUUGAUAAAGUCAUGGUGAAGAGGCAUAGCAACAUGAGCAAGGAUCGAAAUCCAUCAGCAAGUAGGGAAGCAGGCAACAGACAACUGCCUGACAAGUUCAAUCAGAGCUACAUUCGUGGUCCAACAAAGAUAUACCCGGAACAAAACUUGAAUAAGUUCACUACAAACAGAAAGGGCAACCAAGACUAUGAUCUGCAACGAACUCGGUCCGAAGUUGGCUCUACGGAUGAUUCUGACCUUGAAGCUGCAACUAGUGAUUGUUCGGAGAAUGACUCGGUUUGGCAAUCCAACAUUCCUAAGAUUACCAGUGGUCCGAAUGGUUUGGCAUCUAAACCAAAGAAACAGCAACUUAGGACAGUAAAGAGCACAGAAUUCAGGAGCUCAAUUCCAUCACUAAUUCCUUCACCAUCAAUGAGGAAGUCUUCAAAUGGAGUUAAUCCGAAUUUGCACAAGGGAAAGAGGAAAACUGGGUCUACAAAGUGAUUAAACUGAAGUGUUAAGGAAACUGGCUUCAUCAUUUUUUUCCCUUCUUCUUUUUUCACUUUCUGUCCCAUUUUCUUGCCCUUUUCUUGUGUAUCUAUCAUUUGAGAGAGGGAGAGGUUCACAUAUACAAAGUGGCAACAAUUUUCUCAGUUGCCUGUGCUUAGUGGUGGUCAAUCAUAAUCCCCCUAUGAUGAUCCACCUCCUUGAUUUGAUUUGCUCACACUGGUGUGGAUUUUGGGAACUUCUUGCUUUUUUUCUUCCCCCUUCCCCCAUCAAUUGUUCUUUCUUGUAGAAUUAAGAUUGGAAAGGAAAAAGAAGGUUGUACAAUGAGGGCAGAAGGGAGGAAUUGUAUUAUAUGGAGUACAUCAAUGAAUCAUGAUAUUAUUUGA
This is a messenger RNA of Theobroma cacao (cacao), 3588 nucleotides long. The record is from RefSeq and is a predicted model, not a curated record. Lineage: Eukaryota; Viridiplantae; Streptophyta; Magnoliopsida; Malvales; Malvaceae.